UGCAAUUCAGAGCUUUUUCUUCAAUUGAUCAUCGACGGAGCUUUGUGUGGAGAAGCAUACACACGAUGUCCUUUUGCUCCUCUGUGUCAUCAUCUCCGCAGUCUCUGUCUAUCUUCCCCAAAUCUUUCCGAUCUUCUAAGCCUUACAGUCCUCGUAUCUCUGCUUCUGCCGAUGUACCUGACUUUCUCUCUGCUAAUUGGCUUGAAUCUCGUAGGAAAAAGCCAUUUGGUCCAAGAUUAUGUUUUAGUGCAGAAGAAGCAGUUCAAAACCAGCUUGAUGCAUUGAAGUACAAUGACCAACCUCAUCACGAUUAUGGAGUUGAAGUCAUGUACAGAUUUGCUGGAUUUGAUCCUUUUCAAAGGUCUACCUACUUCGGACGCUUUUUUGACUUGGGUCAGUUUGAACGAUUCAGGCGAAUAUUUCAUCAUUCAACUUAUAGGGUAUUACUUGGCCAUCAGGAGAGGGAGAUUUUGAGCAGUUUGCAUGUAAAUGAGACUCUGUAUAAGCAGCGUGUUUGGGUCCGUGGCACUCGACCUGAGGAAGAAGAAAUUUUCCAAUUUACCAUGGUUCAGCGUGUUGGCGGGUCUUGGGAUGGCUACUGGCUGACAGAAUCUGUGCUUCAUGAUGGCGAUACUUUCUCUGGUGGUGUGGCUUACUGAACUAGUAUCCACAGUACCUUGGAAAUCAAUGUGGUUUCAUUAUAACUUCACUGCUGUGAGUACAAGUAAUAUACAGUAUCAUUAUAGUUCAGUUGCUUACCAUCUUCGUUGUAUCAAGAAAAGACUGGUCAAUCAUGUAUAUAGAAACUUGUACAUUUUAUAGAAUGUAACAAGCAAAUAUUUAUUCUGAUAAUGCAUCAAACAUCAGUAUUUCGCCA
This is a messenger RNA of Solanum pennellii, 877 nucleotides long. RefSeq lists its product as uncharacterized. The coding region runs from base 66 to 659 and encodes 197 amino acids. The transcript is spliced from 7 exons. NCBI's taxonomy places the organism in Eukaryota, Viridiplantae, Streptophyta, Magnoliopsida, Solanales, Solanaceae. The record is from RefSeq and is a predicted model, not a curated record.